UGUUUGGUAUCGGACCAACUCGAGCGAGAGAGAGGCGAUGGCGUACCGGAGGAAGCAGCCGGCGGCGAGGAUCUCGACCACCUUCGAGGACCCACGAUCCGCCGCCUCUGCUGCCGAGGAGCAGGCGUCCCUGGCCACGCGCGCGAUCCGGGCCUCCGCCGCCCACCGCGACGCCUCCUCCCUCUCCUCCGCCUAUGGAGAGUCUGCCGUAUCCUCUCCCCACAACGAAUCCCAUCGGAUGAGAUCGUCGCCUCCUCCGCAGCGGGACUCUGAAUCCUAUGAAUACAUAUCGAUGAAAAAUUUAAAUGAGUCCAAAUAUGGAUUCUGGGGGACAUUAGCCAGGAAAGCUAAAUCAUAUGUUGAUAAUGAUGAUACAAACAAUCAAUUUCAAGCGCUUGAGAGGAACCCGCAUCAGACAUUUGGCAGGUCAACUGUUGAUCGGUUUCAUCAUGUGGAUCCGUCACCUGAGAUAUAUCAAAAAACUGAAACAACUCAUAAACGUUCGGAUGCGAUUGGUUCUUCCCUUAACCAUAUUGGUGGCACAAUAAAAAAUGCUAUUGAGGAGGGUCUUACAAUUGUGGAGAAUAAGACAGCCAACAUUAUCCAUGAAACACGUAAGCUUAAUAUAAGGAGAAAAGGAAAUGCUGCCACCAUGCAGGGUCAGGCUGCAGAAAAGUUGGGUCAAGAAUAUAUCCCUCAGAUUCAAACUGAAUAUGAAACUCAACUGAAGGCAUCUCGCGACGUUGCAAAUGCAAUGGCUGCAAAGGCAAAACUUCUUCUUAGGGAAUUGAAGACUGUCAAAGCAGACCUUAUCUUUACAAGGGAACGUUGUGCUCAGCUUGAAGAAGAGAAUAAAAUGCUUAGGGAAAGCCAUGAGAAGGGCGAUUGCCCUGAAGAUGAUGAUCUGAUUCGACUUCAGUUGGAGACUUUGUUGGUCGAGAAGGCAAGACUGGCACAUGAGAAUUCUAUAUAUGCACGGGAGAACAGAUUUCUAAGGGAAAUCGUGGAGUACCACCAACUCACAAUGCAGGAUGUUGUUUAUGUGGACGAAGGUGUUGAGGAGGUCACUGAGGUGUACAUGACUCCUAAUGCUUCCUUAACUCUGACGCGGGCUGCCUCCGAAGCAAGCACAGGUUUCAUCUCGACACCGCUAGCCCCCGCUCGUACAAACAGUAGCCCUGCCACUCUUCAGCCAUCUUUACUACCCUUGCCUUCUAUCAUCGUGCCAGAAGACUGUCCUAUUGUUCCGAUGCAGCCCCCACUCUCUGUUCCGACGAAAUCAACUCUGCCACCUCAAUCGGCCGCCUGAAAUCAGGGUUGUAUCGAAUUUGAUAUUGCAAUACUGACUGUAUCCGCUGGUGAUCAUAUCAGAUGGUGAUACCAACUUGGUCAUUCUAGUUCUGUUGGCAUCAUCUAUUGUGUCGGUUUGUUUGCUGGUCAAUAGUGUUCGUUUGUACAGUGUUUCCAACUGCUGUUGUAAACUAUACCCUUUUUUUUUUUUUUUGGGGUUCGGUCAUUCAUUUUGCUGCACAAAUUUGUGCUAAAACAUUGCUUUUAAUUAUUCACACAUCUGGGCAUAUUCGUCCAACCCACAGUCCUUUUCAUCA
Molecule: messenger RNA, 1607 nt
Organism: Musa acuminata subsp. malaccensis (wild Malaysian banana)
Lineage: Eukaryota; Viridiplantae; Streptophyta; Magnoliopsida; Zingiberales; Musaceae
Source: RefSeq, a predicted model, not a curated record